AUGCUGCUUGGUGUUGAGGGCCUGAAGACUCUCCGCAUCGGCAUGACCUUCGACGCUUCUGGUGUACACGCGUAUAGCGGCGUUGACCCCGAGCAAGCACUGGUCCGUGAAGAGGAGACACGCCCCCAAGAACUCCCAAGAGCCGACACCGAUGACAUCAUCGCUUGUGUGUCCAGCAUGGAGUGCGACACACAACUUUGCAUCUUCGACACUGUCAACUUCCUGGGAGCCGUGGCUGACUCGACCUUCACAGAAUGUGGUCUUGAUCAUGACUAUAGCUUCGAGCUAUAUGCUACUGCAGCCGGUAAUCUGCCGCUUCUCAGCAACAAGCUCGACCUCAAGGAGGCUCUCCCACUCGAACGAGCUCUUGACAAUCCACACUGUAGCUUCCGAGGCACAUACGCUGAUGAGCUACAAUUGGAUUCGGAUGGGAUGUUGAGCGUCUCGUGUACCAGAUUCCUCCACGACUUCAGCUGGUAUGAGGACAGUGAUCGCCUGACACCUACAGAUGGGAACCUGACGUUCGCCAAGAGUCAUGCCUAUAAGCUCGCCAAGUCCUUGAAGCGCCGAGGUCUUCUAUCCGCUUACACCAACACCUUUGAAGAGUACUUAUCGCGCGGAUAUAUCCAACCGCUUGAAGCUCCUACAGAUCAAGCCUACUUCACUCCCCAUUUCCCGGUGAUCAAGGGCAAGAAAACUCCAGAUGGUGAGGUUGGGAGAUGCACAGCGGUGAGACCCGUCUUCGACUGUAGAGUCGGUAAUCAAGCGCAGAACGCACGCGUCAACAUAGAUCGUGGUACAUGGGGAGUGUGUCGCUUAUAG
Perkinsus marinus ATCC 50983 is the source of this 822-nucleotide messenger RNA. RefSeq lists its product as hypothetical. The transcript has a single exon. NCBI's taxonomy places the organism in Eukaryota, Perkinsozoa, Perkinsida, Perkinsidae. Bases 1 to 822 code for a protein of 273 amino acids. The record is from RefSeq and is a predicted model, not a curated record.